Apus apus (common swift) is the source of this 519-nucleotide messenger RNA. Its product is annotated as olfactory receptor 14J1-like. Gene Ontology annotation, cellular component: membrane. The annotation marks the transcript as partial. The record is from RefSeq and is a predicted model, not a curated record. Gene Ontology annotation, biological process: G protein-coupled receptor signaling pathway. The transcript has a single exon. Lineage: Eukaryota; Metazoa; Chordata; Aves; Apodiformes; Apodidae. Gene Ontology annotation, molecular function: olfactory receptor activity.
AUGUGCUAUGACCGCUACGUGGCCAUCUGCAGACCCCUGCACUACGGGACCCUCCUGGGCAGCAGAGCUUGUGUCCACAUGGCAGCAGCUGCCUGGGCCUCUGGGUUUCUCAAUGCUCUGCUGCACACAGCCAGUACAUUUUCACUGCCCCUCUGCCAGGGCAAUGCCCUGGGACAGUUCUUCUGUGAAAUCCCCCAGAUCCUCAAGCUCUCCUGCUCACACUCCUACCUCAGGGAACUUGGGCUUCUUGUGGUUAGUGCCUGUUUAGCAUCGGGCUGUUUUGUCUUCAUGGUGGUGUCCUAUGUGCAGAUCUUCAGGGCUGUGCUGAGGAUCCCCUCUCAGCAGGGAAGGCACAAAGCCUUUUCCACCUGCCUCCCUCACCUGGCCGUGGUCUCCCUGGUCAUCAGCACUGCCAUGUUUGCCUACCUGAAGCCCCCCUCCAUCUCCUCCCCAUCCCUGGACCUGGUGGUGGCAGUUCUGUACUCAGUGGUGCCUCCAGCAGUGAACCCCCUCAUCUAC